UUCGUUGCGUUUGCGAGAGCUUUGCUGCAGAACGAAAACAAUUCCGUUUUCGGUCGUCCGUUUGCCGCAAUUGCUGGCCGCGGGUACGGAAUGUCGUCGGAAAACAAGUCGCCGCUGCUGGAGCGGGCCCGCAACAUUGUGCCUCACCUCGAGACGGACCGCCACAAGGGCCAGGCCGGACGGAUCGGAAUAGUGGGUGGUUCGCAGGAAUACACCGGAGCGCCGUACUUUGCGGCGAUCAGCGCGCUAAAGGUUGGGGCGGAUCUGGUACAUGUGUUCUGUCCGCAGGCCGCGGCUCAAGUGAUAAAAUCGUACAGCCCCGAGCUGAUUGUGCAUCCGCUGCUGGACUCCAACAAUGCCAUCAUGCAGAUCGAACCAUGGCUGGAGCGGCUUCAUGUCCUCGUGAUUGGCCCCGGGCUUGGACGGGACCGGCUUAUUCUGCAGACGGUGGCCGAGCUGAUACGAAUCUGCCGGCAGCUACAGAAACCGCUCAUCAUCGAUGCGGACGGACUGUUUCUCAUCACGCAGGACAUCGGGCUGGUGAAGGAUUACUACGGUGUGAUACUGACACCGAAUGCCAUCGAGUUUUGCCGGUUGUUUGGGAAGGAUCGCGACCUCACGAUGGCGUCGCUUGCCCGGCUCGGGGCCGGUGUGACGGUGAUCGAGAAGGGCCUGAACGAUCGGAUCUACGAUUCACAGACGAGCGAAAAGUACGAGUGCCCACAGGGGGGCUCCGCGCGCCGCUGCGGUGGGCAGGGUGAUCUGCUGGCCGGUUCCCUGGCCACCUUCUACUACUGGGCGCUGCAGUCGAAGCAGGAGAUCAGCCCAGCGAUGGUGGCAUGUUUUGCAGCCAGCACACUCACCAAGACGUGUAAUAAGUACGCGUUCGAGGCGAAGGGACGCAGCAUGACGUGCACCGACAUGAUCGACCAGAUCCAUCAGGUGUUUGAUGACCUGUUCGAGCAUAAGAAGGACUAGGGCUGACUGUGGUGGCCCAGGGGCUCUCGGUUCACACGGGGUUCGCGCCCUUUCGAUAUCUUCUAUUUAUUGUCGUCACCGUCGUCUUCAUGGCUGUCUCCCGGCUGGAGGAACUCCUGGCCUGGAUCCGGGCAUCGGUACACCGCUGGACAUCGUUUCGCAAGGCAACGAACUAGGAGGGCGACCCCAACCAGGUCAAUUCCGUUCGAUGGUGGAUGUGCACUUUGAAGCACUGGAAACAGGAACUCGCUCCGGGUAGCGGAGGAACAGAACUGGUGAUAUCGUAAUCGUAUGUUUUUAUAUCAAUGUAAGUGUAUUUGAACUCAGUCAUUCGUCACGAUUAUCAUCUCAUUAUCGGCAAACAACGCAAAACUUACGAGCACCACUACUUAAUACUAACACAUUCAUUCGUGCCGGAUCUAAGAGUGGGGUUUUCGGGUGGUUGCGGGAGGCCAGUGGCGCGUUGACUCUCAGGGCAAAGAAAGUGAAACCAAAAGCGAUUAAUCUUAAUCUGUUUAGCAAAGGGUAUGGACGUUUGA
Messenger RNA from Anopheles bellator, 1517 nucleotides. RefSeq names its product ATP-dependent (S)-NAD(P)H-hydrate dehydratase (gene Naxd). Bases 91 to 978 code for a protein of 295 amino acids. NCBI's taxonomy places the organism in Eukaryota, Metazoa, Arthropoda, Insecta, Diptera, Culicidae. Gene Ontology annotation, molecular function: ATP-dependent NAD(P)H-hydrate dehydratase activity. Gene Ontology annotation, biological process: metabolite repair. The transcript has a single exon. The record is from RefSeq and is a predicted model, not a curated record.